This is a messenger RNA of Phytophthora sojae, 159 nucleotides long. RefSeq lists its product as hypothetical. The annotation marks the transcript as partial. The record is from RefSeq and is a predicted model, not a curated record. NCBI's taxonomy places the organism in Eukaryota, Oomycota, Peronosporomycetes, Peronosporales, Peronosporaceae. The transcript has a single exon.
UCGGUCCCAGUGGCUUUCUUUGCUGAUGACACAGUUCAACUCUCAGCGGAUGUGCGGUGUCUGCAACAACAACUCAGCCCAGUUGAUCUGUAUUGUGCUGGUUCGUGUGCAAUGCUCAAUCCAGAAAAAAGUGUGAUCAUGAGCCUCAAUAACCAUCGG